ACGACUUUGGCCAUGCCGCUGGUACGGUUAACCCCCUGGGGAUUUAACCAGACGCAACACAACUUAAAGAGUAUCAUUUAUUGCCGGAAAGAGAUAGGGAGAGUUUGUGAGGAUGAGGAUGAGGAUGAUGAUGUUAUGGUUGUGCUUUCUAACUUCAGUUGCUCUCAACGUCUUUCUACUCGCAUAUCAGAAUCGGAAUCAUGAGCAGAAGCAUGGCUGGAGUAGACGAGCUGCAGAAGAAGCGGAGGCUGUUGCUGCAUUCAACUGUUCUGGCCAUGGAAGAGCUUAUUUAGAUGGAGAUGGUCCUGUCUGUGAGUGCAACCAGUGCUACGAAGGUCCUCACUGCUCCUUCCUCAAUUUCAGCCAUCGCUGUGUUGUUGAUGCAUAUAGUGGAGAUCCGAUGUAUUUGGAGCCGUUCUGGAUGCGAAAGCAAAAUGCAGAGAGCAGUGCAGUGGUGAUAGCAGGAUGGCAUAGAAUGAGCUACUUUUUUCAAGAUCUAUCCUACAUUUCCCCUCAGCUCGUCCUCCACAUUCGCCGCCUCCAUUCUCUCGUCAAUAACGCCGUCGUCCACAGCAAGCACAUCGUCCUCGGCACCGGAUCCACUCAGCUCAUCUCCGCUGCAGUUUUUGCACUUUCCAUCCGCGACAAUCUCUCCUCCCCUGCACAGGUCGUCGCCACCGCCCCUUACUAUCCGGUAUACGAGACACAAACAGACUACUUCCGAACUGCUCGAUUCGAGUUCGGCGGCGAGGCGUCGUCGCUGAACAAAGCCUCCGGCGAUGUAAUCGAGGUCGUUACUUCGCCGAACAAUCCAGAUGCGCAAUUGAUGAACAGAGUUCUUACUGGACCUAAUGUGAAGGCGGUGUACGAUCGUGCCUACUAUUGGCCUCAUUACACCGCGAUUCCAGCUCCGGCCGACGAAGAUCUGAUGCUCUUCACCUUGUCCAAGGUCACGGGACACGCCGGAAGCCGCUUAGGGUGGGCUAUAGUGAAGGACAAGCAGGUCUCGGAGAAUAUGAAGCAGUACAUCAAACUUGCGGAGAUAGGAAGCUCAAAGGAAACUCAACUCAGAGCUCUGCAACUCAUCAAAUCCUUUCUCCGGCAAGGUGACGGAAAGCAAAUAUUUCGAUUUGCCUACGAGACAAUGAGCAAUCGGUGGGAAAAGCUAGGUAAAAUCAUGUCGUCGUCGAAGCGUUUUAGCAUCCAACAAAUCCCUCCGCAGUUCUGCAUCUUCUCCGACCGAGUGAGGGAAGCGUCGCCGGCGUAUGCGUGGGUGAAAUGCGAGAGGGAAGAAGACAGAGACUGUUGUGCGGUCCUCCGCGCAGCAAAUAUCGUCGGCCGAGCAGGUAGCCUCUUCGGAUCCGACGAUCGUUACGUACGCCUCAGCCUUCUGAAGAUCCAGGAUGACUUCGACUUGCUGCUUCGUCGAUUAUCGAUCCUUGUUUCUCAAGAACAAGGAGGGAGCCGAGCAGAUUCCAUGUGACUCUCACUCACUCACAAACCACAAUCCUCCUUUAUCUCAGCCAAUGAUUCGUUGGCUUUGAAAUGUCAUUUACUCCAUAUUAGCGUCUUUUUUUUUUGUAAGGUUAAUGGGUCUUAAAAUAAAGAAGGUAUAUAUUAAUUAUUAAGACCCGAACUUGGGCUUGGGCCUGAAUUUAUUUCAUUGAGCUCAUACUUGGCCAUGUAGGCUUGAUCCGCUAGAUGACUUGGAAGACUAACACUCAAAGCCAAUAUGUUGGGCCCAAGUAAGGCCCAUCGGAUAACAUCACUGCCAGAUCAUGCACAAGGUGUUCGCCAAAGCCUCUGAUAUUUAACGAGGUUGGAAUU
This is a messenger RNA of Andrographis paniculata, 1827 nucleotides long. RefSeq names its product tryptophan aminotransferase-related protein 4-like. Bases 113 to 1483 code for a protein of 456 amino acids. NCBI's taxonomy places the organism in Eukaryota, Viridiplantae, Streptophyta, Magnoliopsida, Lamiales, Acanthaceae. Gene Ontology annotation, biological process: amino acid metabolic process. The record is from RefSeq and is a predicted model, not a curated record. Gene Ontology annotation, molecular function: transaminase activity; carbon-sulfur lyase activity. The transcript is spliced from 4 exons.